Molecule: messenger RNA, 630 nt
Organism: Leishmania braziliensis MHOM/BR/75/M2904
Lineage: Eukaryota; Euglenozoa; Kinetoplastea; Trypanosomatida; Trypanosomatidae
Exons: 1
Coding region: 1-630 (209 amino acids)
Cellular component (GO): nucleolus; small-subunit processome
Source: RefSeq, a predicted model, not a curated record
AUGGGCAAAGUAAAACGGCAAGACAAUCAUGCCAUCAAGAAGAUUCUCAUGAAGGAGAAGUCGCUCGCCAUGAAGAAGAAACGCGAGGCGGAGAGCUACCACGAAAGCCCCGAGCCCAACACCACGAAGCAGGCGACCAAAGACUAUGCCGCCGUGCUCUUCCGCAAGGCGCAAGUGACGCAGGCGGCCCCGAUGCACACGGCACACUUUCUUUCCUACAACACUGCCCUCGGCCCACCGUACCGCAUAUGGCUAGACACAAACUUCAUUAACUUCUCCAUGCAGAACAAGCUCGACAUAGUGCAAGGCUUGAUGGACUGCCUCCUAGCCAAGGUCAUCCCGUGCAUUUGCGACUGCGUCUUUGCAGAGCUGGAGAAGCUGGGGAAGAAGUUCCGCAUUGCGCUGAAGCUGGCACGCGACAAGCGGUUUGAGCGGCUGACGUGUGACAGCAAGUACGCGGAUGACUGCGUGGUGCGCACCGUGACGCAGCACCCCAUCUAUAUUGUAGCGACGUGCGAUCAGGAGCUCAAGCGGCGCCUGCGAAAGGUGCCUGGUGUACCAAUCAUGUACAUUUCGAAGCAUCGCUACACCAUUGAGCGUCUCCCGGAGGCGUACGGUGCCCCGGCGUAG